CCCCAUCGUCAACGCUCCCCGUCUGUCCCUCCAAAAACCAUGACCACCUCACCCUGACGGCGGCUCUAUACCACUCCACGCUCACUGAGGGACGUCGCUCCCGCGCCUCAUCGUCCUCGCCUGCCGCUGUGUCUGCUCUUAGAAAAGCGGCCUUAGCACGCUCAAAUCUAUGACUCGCACGUAGAUAAUCCUUCGCACCCAACCUCCGGACCCCUCCUUUCGCUUCUCCCUCUCUCGCGGCGACAACGCCAACGCAGACACACCUGCGCCCUCAGCUGUCUCGACGCUUUGAGUGCCCCGACCAAGCCCUCGCUUCGUGCCUGGCCUCCUUGUCGCUUAUCAUGAAUGGAUCAGACAUCAAGAAGGCCGCAAUAGAGAAGGCAAAGGCGAAGGUUUCUCAGGCUACCCAGCAAGCCGUCAAUGGAAACAACGGCGCCACCAAGAAGAAGCGGAAAGGAGAUCAAUUGAAGCCCAUCAUCACGACCGAGCCGAGCUCGCCGACUAACUCCACGCCUCUGCAUCACAGCCAGCCCCACAUGAAGGGUGCAUACACCAACGCACUCUCGCGCUCGCCGUCGUCCUCCUCGACGGAGGACGAUGGCCAAAGUGUCCAAGAUGAAGAGGACACCGAAGAUUACUGCAAGGGCGGCUACCACCCCGUGCAGGUCGGAGAACAGUACAAGGACGGCAAAUAUACAGUCAUACGCAAGCUCGGUUGGGGUCAUUUUUCCACCGUCUGGCUGUCAAGAGAUAACACAAAUGGGAAGCACGUUGCACUGAAAGUCGUUCGCUCCGCUGCGCACUACACUGAAACUGCUCUCGACGAGAUCAAGCUCCUGAAUAAAGUCGUUAGCGCGAAUAAAGACCACCCAGGCCGCAAGCAUGUGGUCAGUCUCUUAGAUUCCUUCACGCACAAAGGACCCAACGGCAAUCACGUUUGCAUGGUCUUCGAAGUCCUCGGUGAGAAUCUUCUUGGCCUCAUCAAGCGGUGGAAUCACAGGGGUAUCCCGAUGCCCCUUGUCAAGCAGAUCACGAAGCAGGUUCUCCUGGGCCUGGACUAUCUCCAUCGAGAGUGCGGAAUCAUACACACGGAUCUCAAGCCGGAAAACGUCCUCAUCGAGAUCGGCGACGUCGAAGAGAUCGUUAAAACCUACGUGUCAGAUCCGGCCAAGAAAGAGAAGGAGGACAACAGAAACGGUAGGAGGAGGAGGCGCACGCUCAUUACAGGCAGCCAGCCUCUUCCAAGUCCUCUUAAUACGAGCUUCAGCCAGUCGGAUCUUUCGCACUUCCCUGGCAGCACUCAGAGUUUGAAUAAGAUCAUGCACGACGCAGCAAAGAACGACAGUAAAGGUAAUUCUUCCCAUCAUACAAGUAUAUCCUCAGGGGAAAGUGUCUCAAUGAGCGGCGCGUUAGGCACUUCGGCUUCUUCGUCCACGAAUGCGGGCGCCGGUAAAUCAAUGCUUGAGACUCUCGGAAUCAAGCCCCCCGGAGGCGAGGGUGAUGCGCAAACGACGCGAGAGAAAUCAGCUGAUGUUAUCACACGUGACAUUUCUGGCAUCAACCUCGACACCUCGAAGAAGUCGAGCGCGUCGGCAGACAAGGUAGUAGAGGAUGUUUCUUCUGAAAUCAUCUCCGUUAAGAUUGCAGAUCUGGGCAACGCAUGCUGGGUCAAUCAUCAUUUCACAAAUGAUAUCCAGACUCGACAGUACAGGUCUCCGGAAGUUAUUUUGGGCUCGAAGUGGGGUGCCAGCACCGACGUGUGGAGCAUGUCUUGCAUGGUGUUUGAACUAAUCACCGGCGAUUAUCUGUUCGAUCCGCAGUCAGGGACUAAAUACGGCAAAGAUGACGACCACAUCGCACAAAUCAUAGAACUCCUCGGGCCAUUCCCCAAGUCGCUCUGCCUUUCCGGAAAGUGGAGUCAAGAGAUAUUUAAUCGCAAGGGUGAACUCAGAAACAUUCACCGACUGCGACAUUGGGCUCUACCGGACGUCUUGCGAGAGAAAUACCAUUUCAGCGCUGAAGAAGCCAAACGGAUUUCGGACUUUCUCCUCCCCAUGCUGGAACUCACACCUGCAGAGCGCGCCAACGCUGGUGGGAUGGCUGCGCAUGAAUGGCUUAGUGACACGAAAGGCAUGGAACAUAUUAAGCUGGACGUGCCCGUGAAGAGCAAAGGUGAGGGCAUCGAAGGCUGGGCGAGUGAGGUGAAGAAACAGCGGUAGCCAGUUUUCUUUUCUGGUUCCGCUGGGCCAACACUGUCCUCUUGUGGACAGCAAUGGCGCCAUGACUAUCGCGACAUGGUGAAGCUGCAGAUGUUCAAGGCGACGAAGAGACGGAAGUGCUUGUUGAAGAUGUAGUCAAUUGGGAACAGACGUUCAGACAGAGACUAUCACGACGGGAACGAAGGGGCACGGUGCAGAUUUGUUCUCAAAUGAUGGGCUCUGUCUGCUCGCGUGUGGAAGAGCCGGAAGAAUGUGAUGAGUGAUUGAUUAUGUAUUCGACCCCACCAACCGACUUUCCCCAAAACGUUUGCGCGCAAAAGUGGAACAAACAGAUGGCGAUGUCCCUCAUUCAACACAAACUCAUAAAGCCGCGUACGAAAAUUCAUGAAACCUUCCCGAUGAAACACUUCGUGCUUACAGAGCAGGCAUUGUUGUUGGCAGUAGACAUUCGAUGAUUUAGCAGCAGCAAACUCCAAUAUUACGACACUGGCGCAUCGUGGCGCAACUCCAGACGAGGAUUGUUCUUGGGUUUUUACUGGCGAAUUUUUGUUGCGUAGAAAGUCGAUGAGAAUUUGAACAAAGUACUCGAUCAUGAGUGUAGAUCUUACGAAUUGGGUCAGUUGGAUCGUAACACAGUAGCCUAGAUCUGUGACGAAUCCUCAUCGACAUACCAUAGCAGUUGGACGCAAGGCUCUCUGGAGAAAGACUUGUUCGUUCAGGCGCGAACCCUCCUCAUUUUAGAAAUGUUUGCUGGGCAGGAAUUUACGAGCGUUUACUACGUUGACCUAAGUUAAUUCUGAUUGGUCGUCAUCAUUAUUGGGAUCACGUGCGUUGCUGUGCUGUAUCCUUGUUUGUUUACAACCUCGCGAAGCUCCACAAACCUGGCUACCACAU
Molecule: messenger RNA, 3113 nt
Organism: Verruconis gallopava
Lineage: Eukaryota; Fungi; Ascomycota; Dothideomycetes; Venturiales; Sympoventuriaceae
Exons: 4
Coding region: 342-2219 (625 amino acids)
Biological process (GO): spliceosomal complex assembly; regulation of mRNA processing; protein phosphorylation
Molecular function (GO): protein kinase activity; ATP binding
Source: RefSeq, a predicted model, not a curated record